UCCUUCCUCUUUUGUCUUGAGGUUAAUAUUGUUAAAAAAAACAUAUACUAUUAUCUAAAAGAUCCAACCUCUCACACAUGCUUAACCUUUUUGAGAAGGUGACAUGACAUACAUAUUAAGCAAGAGAAAACCAUCACAAGUCAAGAAUCCUUAGACCUUUAGCAACUUACCAAAGUCAUCCCAUAUCUUUCCUAGAAUUCUUUAAACACACCUUAUAUAUACAUUUCAUCCACAUUUUUCUCCUUUUCACACCUUUAUCCACACACUUCUUCUUAUUUGCUAUCUUCUCCUUCUAAACAUGCCGUUUCCGCCACGUCGUCGUGUAAGCGUCAACGGGAACCAAAGGAUGAGAACUUAUCAUUACUACUGGUGUCGACGCUGUCAAAGAACAUUUAGAACCAACUCACAUAACAUACCUGAAACUGUCUGCCCACGGUGUUUAGGUAUAAUUCCCGAUGAGCUUGAUUUCCAACGACCUAGGUUGGUAUCCAACAUCGCAGAUAUUGAACCGUCUUUAGCCACACAAUUUAUAGAGAAUUUGGCUCUUCUAUUUGACCCACCCGAGCCACCACCACAAUUUAUCAGACAACAAGGUUCUGAUACUGAUAUUGAACAAGGUCUAGAUUCCAACUUUAUUUUCCAUGUGACUGGUUUGCAACCUAAUGGUGGAUCUCUUAGUCAUCAAAAUGCAACUUUUGAGGAACAUAAUGAUGUUUCCAAUGAAGAAGAGGGCACAAGGUCACCACCAACACCAAUUUCAAUUAUCGAAGCCUUACCACUUGUGAGCCUAACUCAAUCUCACUUGGCUAACGACUCAGAUUGCCCAAUUUGUAAAGAUGAAUUUGAAGUUGGAGGAGAAGUAAGGGAGUUACCUUGUAAACAUUUUUAUCAUCCCGAUUGUAUCGUUCCAUGGUUAAGUGUUCAUAAUACAUGCCCCGUAUGUCGAUAUGUGAUACAAGGUCUCUCAAAUAAUUAUGCCCACACACAUUAUGAAGAAGAUGGCUUUGCAAGACAAGGUUCUCGAAACUCUGUCAACAUGAAUCGGAGCUUAGAGCAAUUUAUCACUUUAUGGCCUUUCAGAGCUUUCUCAAACUCGACAUUUGGACAUGCUAAUUUUCAUGACAUGAAUAAUCCAACUUCUCUCUUAGAUAGAAUUGGCGACACACUUGGUUCGGUUUAUGACUUCUUAUUUAAUUUGGUGUCACCUUUUAGAAAUAAUAUAUAUUAAGACGUUCUAAACAACAUAAGAUAAAUUUCAUAAUGUAUGUCAUUUAAACAAUUUAAAAAUGACAAUAUUAUUCAUUGGAAAUAUUGAAAUUCGGUUCUAUCAAAGAUAUGUGUUGGAUUGGAUCCUUACGCUACUCUUUAUUUGGAUUAUUCUUGUGGGAUGUUCAUGUUAAUAUUCUCUAGAUUGUUCCAAUCCUUGUAAAAUACGUCCCAUGAAAAUUAUAAUGAUAUGUAUUUCUUAUAAUAUUUAAUAUUCAUUUGGUUAUUAAUAUAUGUUA
Lactuca sativa (garden lettuce) is the source of this 1505-nucleotide messenger RNA. Its product is annotated as E3 ubiquitin-protein ligase RZF1. Gene Ontology annotation, biological process: protein ubiquitination. Gene Ontology annotation, molecular function: ubiquitin protein ligase activity. The record is from RefSeq and is a predicted model, not a curated record. NCBI's taxonomy places the organism in Eukaryota, Viridiplantae, Streptophyta, Magnoliopsida, Asterales, Asteraceae. Gene Ontology annotation, cellular component: cytoplasm.